Glossina fuscipes is the source of this 1494-nucleotide messenger RNA. Its product is annotated as peroxiredoxin-6-like. The record is from RefSeq and is a predicted model, not a curated record. NCBI's taxonomy places the organism in Eukaryota, Metazoa, Arthropoda, Insecta, Diptera, Glossinidae. Gene Ontology annotation, molecular function: peroxiredoxin activity. The coding region runs from base 145 to 807 and encodes 220 amino acids. Gene Ontology annotation, biological process: cellular oxidant detoxification; cell redox homeostasis. The transcript has 4 exons. Gene Ontology annotation, cellular component: cytosol; mitochondrion.
CAAAAGCAAACAGCUCGGUUAUUUACGAAAUCAUUAAGAAAGUGCUUGUUGUCUCGGCGUACUGAAAUAUAGAAAUAUUUAAUAUAAUCCAGUAAAAUCAAAAUUCUUAAUAAGUUUUAAAAGGGAUUAAUCAAUAAAUAUCAAAUGCGUUUAAACUCUAUUGUACCAGAUUUUAAAGCCGAUUCGACCAAGGGUCCUAUUGAGUUCUAUGACUGGCAAGGAGAUUCCUGGGUUCUACUAUUUUCUCAUCCAAGUGAUUUUACUCCUGUUUGCACAACUGAAUUGGGUCGCAUAGCUGUAAACGCUACUCAAUUUGCUAAACGAAAUACCAAGUGCUUAGCUCAUUCAGUUGACGAUACACAGUCUCAUAUUAACUGGGUUAAUGAUAUCAAAUCUUAUUGCGCAGAUAUACGUGGAGAAUUUCCAUUUCCUAUUCUAGCUGACCCCAAUCGCCAACUAGCUAUUACUCUUGGCAUGAUAGAUGAGGAAAAACGUGAAGAUAUAGAAAGUGCCAAAACAGUUCGGGCGUUGUUUAUCAUUAGCCCCGAUCAUAGGGUACGUCUAUCUAUGUUUUAUCCUAUGACCACAGGUCGUAAUGUGAAUGAAAUUUUACGAUGCAUCGAUUCUUUGCAAUUAACCGAUCGUCUUAAGACAGUGGCAACGCCAGCCAAUUGGAUGCCUGGUAGCAAGGUUAUGAUUUUGCCCUCUGUAACCGAUGAAGAAGCUGCUAAACUCUUUCCUAAAGGUUUCGACAAAACUUCAAUGCCAUCCGGUGGCAACUAUGUUAGAACUACGGAAAAUUAUUAACAUUACUUAGCGCACUUAGUGAAGUCCGCUUGAUUAAUAUAUAAACAUGUCUUAAAAAUGUAAAUCCGAAAAUAUAAUCACUUCCAGUUUUUCUAUAAAUAUAUGUUUGUUGGAAAAUAUUUUCUUUAACAAGUUUUCUGUGGCUUUAGAACUCAAUACACCUCAAUAUACCUUUAGUAUAUUAGCACUAUGCAUUCAUUAUGCUUCGAUAAGAUUCCUGGCAUAGUGCCAAAACCCUUGAAAAACAAACGUAGAUUAAAGCAUGAUUCGUUUAAUUUUGCUAAUAUAAAAUUUAGAAAGUGCCGGCCGAAAUGUAUGAAAAUAUAUUUGCUUGCUGUUUGUUUAAUCCGUUUUUUUUAAAUGUCUGCCUCAAUGGAAUUUAGCUACCGGCUCAUCAUCAAAGACCAACCAAGUAUUGGUUACAUUAACUGCCCACGGAUCUCCCAGCCCAUUAGCCUCCGGGUCGAAUUUACGUACACUCUUUUACGUUUUACUAUAGCAUUAUCGCUGCGCUGCACUAAUAUUUUGCGCGAUUUUGUAUCUUGGGAACAAAUAAUUUUAUCUAAAGUGAAGUGAAUUGUUAGCCAACAGUCGCGCGACUAACGUAUCUGCACUCAUUUAAACCAUAAUACAUUCUAGGAGAUUUUUUGUACUUUUAGGCAUCCUUUUGUUGAAAUAUUCUUCAAG